Messenger RNA from Triplophysa rosa, 6012 nucleotides. RefSeq names its product shisa family member 9b (gene shisa9b). Lineage: Eukaryota; Metazoa; Chordata; Actinopteri; Cypriniformes; Nemacheilidae. Gene Ontology annotation, cellular component: AMPA glutamate receptor complex; postsynaptic density; dendritic spine membrane. Gene Ontology annotation, biological process: regulation of AMPA receptor activity; regulation of short-term neuronal synaptic plasticity. The record is from RefSeq and is a predicted model, not a curated record.
GCGCAGCCCAGUGCGCUCCAGACGCCCAACUCACCCGUGUGCGCAACACCAACGGAGUUUAGGGUUGCCUAUAAUAGUAGAAAAAACGCAUCUAUUGCAGUUCUACUUUCGGAGUAAGAGGAGAUUCUUUCUAAUCAAACAUUUGCAUACUUGAAAUACUCUCAAACAUGACCAUCGUCUCGGAUGGCGGUGACGUUUUUGAUGGAGAUACGCAUCCUGACACUUCAUGACAAAAGACGUUCAACUACCUUCAGCGUCCUAUCAGCCUUGGCAAACAAGAGGAGCGAAAAGCACAGGAUGAAAAGCACUGGCUUACUACUGGGUUACUUUUUGAUGAAAGUUCUUGUGUGCGAUGCAGAGGGAGAACCUGGACAGAACCUCGAUGGUGUGGUGACUGCGUCGGGGUCCAACGGCUCCAGAGACGGGGAAAACGGUCUCUCUGAGACCCCUCACACGGAGGACAGGUGUCGGGGCUAUUAUGACGUGAUGGGUCAGUGGGAUCCUCCGUUCGUGUGCCGGACGGGUAGUUACCUGUACUGCUGCGGGACCUGUGGCUUCAGGUUCUGCUGCGAGUUUAAGAACUCUCGGUUAGAUCAGACCACUUGCAAAAACUACGACACGCCACCGUGGUCCAUGACGGGUAGACCACCGCCGAAGACGAUAGACCAGCACAAUCCGACGAAGGAUAAAACGAAUUUGAUUGUGUAUGUCAUAUGCGGAGUAGUUGCUAUAAUGGCGUUGGUUGGGAUAUUCACCAAACUUGGUUUGGAGAAGGCGCAUCGACCGCAUAGAGAGAACAUGUCCAGAGCCCUGGCCCAGGUGAUGCGUCAGACAGCUCCGGGGGAACAUGUGGAGAGAGAGGAGAGCAUGGCAGUGCACGGACAACCCUAUGAGAACAUACAAGCCCGAGCAACAGGAAACAACCUGCAGGGCACCCAGAUAAACAGUGUUGCGCCUGGUUCGUCUCUGAUGCAGACCAUGAGUCAGUAUCCCUCCCUCGGACAGGUAUCCCACCCAUAUGAGACGUCUCAAGCCGGGAUGGAGCUCAACAAGUAUGCCUCGCUCAAGGCUGUGGCUGAGAAGGCGAAUGAAAACUUCUACACCAACAGACGACACUUAGCCGACCUGGCGGCGAAAGGCACCCCGCUUCCCAUGCACUCCGUGAGUCUGGAGCAGGAGCCCACCAACCCCUACAGCCCCGAGCUGCCCUGCCAAAAGCAGAACGGACACAAGUCCAAAAGCACCAAGGUCCACAGUUCCCACCCGCUGGCUUAUGGCUCGAACACCAUCGCCAACCCCGGCAUGCUGAAAGGGUGGGAGGUGACGGAGACGCUGGGCCGCCAGCACACGUACGCUCCCAGGAAACACGGCACCACCGUGGAGCAAGUGAACGAGCUGACGUCCACUCACAGCCAGCACUACCUGCCUCCUCAUCCGUACUUUGUCACCAACAGCAAGACUGAGGUUACCGUGUAAUUGAGGCCACAGCAGUGGGUUUAUCGAGCCCGGUCCUGAGCGGAUGCAUGGAACGGAUAACACAGAAGGUGUGACCGAGGAAGAAGCAUGGAUUAGGAUGCUGGCCUGCUGGAAAGAUUGCGCGAGCAGUCUGGCUCGAGGUAUGCACGGCCCAUUAUCUGUUGGCUGUAUGUGUGCUGUUUGUCUUUGAGCGGUUGUGCAUCGAACGGGCACGCGUUGAACUUCCGCCACGUUCGAAAGGAAACGCAUAAUGUUUUUUCAUUGCGUCCAUUCCGUUACAAUGCCAAUCUCACCUGUAGUGAUGAGUUUUUGUUAAGGCCAUCCAUCAACGUGAUGACAUUCAAUGCAAUGAAGUCUAAAAGAUGGGACCAAUGUCAUUUACCGAAACAAAUGUUUCCCAGUGACAGCAGGAGCUCUCUGGAGACACAUUGUUUUUCACACAAACUUGUACAUAACAGAUGUUACCAAGGACAAACAGUGUCAAAAUCUUCCUCACAUCUAAAGAGCAGUUUGAACGAUAAAGGAUGAUGUGAGGACAACUGUGUCUCCGGCUCAAAGAAGAAUUCAGAUUUCAUUUCAACACUGGUUGACUUUCCACAGUGCGUGCACCAAAAACCUGUAGCAGUUUAACACGCUAUAUCCUGACAAACGCUGGGCUUGUGCCUUUCCAAAAACAAAAGAACUCAAUAUCUGAAAACUCUUGUGCUUUUCAGCACGCGGCAAUUCUUCAAUAACAAAGAUGCAUAAAUAUAAACAAAUCUAUUGUUUACCGUGUUCCUUGUCAGUGUUCUCGACACAUUUUUCCCCUCUGUUGCAUCGAUUUUCUUUCAUGUGUACCGCAUAUGCCCCGUCUGUUAGUGUAGACUGUAGAAUUUGAUGAAUGUAGGGUUAAUGUAUUAUUUUUCAAUGUUAGGUAUGAUAAGGGUGGAAGGCCUUCGACCUGAUGCCGAACAAGAUUAUUGCAAUCACUGCCAUUAAUGUAUUCUCGGUCUGUUUAGUAUUGAUAACUUAUUGAGUAGUUGCUCUUUUUGUCUUUAGCGUCAUGAUGUGAAGCUUACAGGUGCAGAUUUACUUAACAUAAGGGCAAACAUUUACAGGUUGACAAUAGUUACAGAGUAAAAAUUGCAAGCAUUUGGUUUUCAUUUCAAUAGCUUUUUGUCAUUACAAUCUGAAUUAUAUUAUUAAAUAUCUGGUUUUGUAUUACAACAUGCUGUGGGUCACAGUCACAUAAACUUGGUUUGGAAUAGGGGAUUUUAGUGCACUUAAAAUAUAUGUACUGUUUUUAGUAUGUAGUAGACUUAAAGGGGUAGUUAGCCAAAAAUACAAAUUCUGUCAUCAUUUAUUUACCCUCAUGUCGUUCAAAACCUGUAUAUGACUCUUUCUUCUGUGGAACACAACAGAAGAUGUUUUGAGAAAUGUCUCGGGGCUGAAGUGAAUGGGCUUGGGCGCCAAUGUUGUUUGGUUAAUGACGUUUUUCAAAAGAUCUACUUUUGUGUUCUGCAUAAGAAAGUCAUACAGGUUUGAAAUGACGUGAUGGUGAAUAAACGAUGACCUAAUUUUCAUUUUGAGAUGAACUGUCCCUAUAAGGGCCGAUCACACUAAAUGUUGUGUUUCAUUCCUUUCCUUUUAUUUCUAUGUAAACAUGCAAGAGUUGUUCAAAUGUAUAAAUUAGAGAUGACUGACCAACAGGUCUAAACACCACAGAUGGAAAUACUGGCUCACAAUCAAACAUCGAACUAAAUCACAUUUUGGUAAUGCAUCGAAAAAGUUCUGAAAAGUACUUUAGUUUUAAAAAGAUGCUGCAUGGAAACUGAACUUGACGGUAUAUUUUUUGAACAUUUUCAAUAUAAUAUUUACACUUCAUUCAGUACAGAAGCCCUGGAGCCUGACAUCGUAUCCUUUUGCUAUUACUCUUUGCCGGGUCAGAAAUAAUUUUGUAUACUCAACGUGACUGACCUAUCCAUAUUUUAGUAAGUCAUUCAAAGGUCUACAGACAGAAGAGCUGGAAUCAUGUCGUAUGGAAAUUUGGGAAAUAAAAAAAUAAUAAAUUGCUGCAAGAAAUGAACAAUGAAACAAUAUCAAAAUGGCUUCCAAACGGAACGAAUGCUUUAUCAAGAUUUUCCUCUGAAAAGAUUACAAUACAAGCUCAGUUUAAGUACAUCUCCUUAUGAAUCUGAAAACUGACUUUGUGCGUCACGGCCACAACAACAUGCAACAAACCAGCACUUAAGGUUGACAUAAUGACCGCAGCUCUGUCAGUCAGUGAGUCCACUCAACGUCUAUUAAACCUGAGUGUCUCACUGCAGGUGACCUGAUGACUCAGAGCCCCCUACAGGAUCACUCACCGAGUAGGGGACGUUUCUUGGAAUUAGUUAAUUAACUACUGUACCGGUUCUCCUGAAAUCGAUGGGGAUUAGCACAGAUAACGUACAAGAUCUAUGCAGCUUAAGGAAGCCUCACAGCAAGAUUCCAGAGGUUCAUCCUGACUGCAUAAUCUGAAACACGAAACAUCCACCUUGACAUAAGAAUCAGGCACGUGAGAAAUUAUCAUUCAAAUAAUGAGGUUAAUACUUGCUGUUCAUUUAAUGGUGCCCACUUAUAGAAUUUAUUUGCAUUCGCGAUCUGUUUGUUAUGCAAAGUAGGUACUGGUGCAAACACACCGCAAAUGUGUUCAGAAUGCAAAUGGCUCUGAAUGCAGCAGACUAACACUAUGACAUGCUUUCCCCAUUACAGUCCAGGCACCUAAAUUGAUUCCUUAACACACCAAAAGUGCCCUUAACGGCAUGGCACGUCUGGAUAUAUGCCCAAUGUCAUCAUGUGAUCGUCAUCACUGGUCAAUUACCGCUGGCGUAAACAAAAUAUGUACGCAAAUGACUGUUUUAUUGCUCUGUUAAUGUUGCGUUUACCGCCUGGUUUCCAGUGAUGGCUCUAACGCUAACUUUUAAUUGCACCAGGCAAAUUUGCAGCGACUUGAAUCGCAAUCUAAAACAAGCCUCAAUUACAUGGAAAGACAUGACUGCGCUGAAGAGAAUGACAAUGACCAUACAUAUACGUCUGACUGAUAAGAAUUUUUACAGAAUUCACCUUUAAAGGGAUAGUUCACCCAGAAAUGAAAAUGCUGUCCUCAUUUACUCGCCCUCCUGUCAUUUCAAACCUGUAUGACUUUCUUUUUUCUACAGAACACAAAAGAAGAUAUUUUGAAGAAUCUCUGUAACCGAACAACGGCAAUACAGUACCUAUUGACCUGCAUUGUUUUUGUGUCCAACAUUAUCAAGAUUCGUCAAAAUAUCUUCUUUUGUGUUCUGUAGAAAAAAGAAAGUCAUACAAGUUUUGACAGAAGGGUGAGUAAAGGAUGACAGAAUUUUGAUUUUGGGGUGAAGUAUCCGUAUAAAUGUGUUGAUGUGUGAAACCGCAUCACGUUGAGCUUACACAGAGGUCGUUUUAAUACCGAUUGUUGUUUUCACCUCUCGUUGUGCCUUGCUGUUCAUUAACAGACACCCACUUUCUGCGUCGCUCAUGUUUAAAUCCAUAUAUUUGUUUCUGUUGUUGAGUCUUAUAGAGCUCUGAGCAUUUGUUUAUGUUUGAGUUGAAUGCAGAGAACAUAGGAAGAUCUAAAAGAGGGCUCAAGUCAAGAGAUAAAACGACUAGUGUUCGACAGUUUAUAACAUGCAAUCCAUCAUCUGUACAUUACGCCAUGAAGGGCUGCGAAUUACCUGACAAACUUUAAUGCUGUGAUCAUGUUUCGAUGGACGGAUUCUGUGUUCUCUCACAGAUAUGUACUAUAGGCUGUGCUACAAUGGUAUUGCCCUUUAUUCCAUGGUAAAAAAAGCUUCACAUCCCCACUGCGAUUGUUAUUAAUGUUAGUUAGUUUGUUUGAUUCUGUAACUGGUUCAUUUUUAAAACCCACCUGCCUAUUUAUAGAGUGUCAUUUUGAAAGGUAAUACCUCAAAUACUUUUGACAAGUAGAAACCCACUGUUAUAACUGAAUGAACUGUUAUUUGUUUAUUCUGGAAAUAGAUUUGGAUAUGCUAUAUUAUCGUACUCUUUUAUGAUAUUGUCAUAUUUUUUCACAUAAUGCCAGAGUAGUUACACGAUAACUUGAUAUUUGUAAGUAGUAGCAUAGUAGUUACUAAACAGACCAGUUGUCCAGUUCAGUGGUCUAUAUUGUAAAUCACAUAUAGAUGAAGCAUUGAGGAUUAAAAUGACCCGCCAAACAAGAUCAAAUCAUAAGUGUCAUUCAUUAACAGGGUUAUUUUGUGAUCCAGGUUUAUAUGAAAAUGUGUCCAUAUACUGUAGUAUUCGGUUAUAAUACUGUGUGUGCCUCAGUGUGCUCUUUACUGGGAAUGAAAAAUGAAGCAUUUGGGAAACAGUGAACUUUAUGGCACGUCUUACUGCCCAUAAAUCACGUUUAAACACUAAGGUACGUUUUUUUAAACAGCAUAUUCUAUGUAACAUUUCUAUGUGAAAGUUGAAAGUUUAAGCACUGUUGUAAUGUUCAGAUCACAAUACUUAUUUACAAUAAAUGUCUCUUGUCUA